GCCGCUCCCCCUGCUCGCGCAAGAUGGCGGCGGCCGGCUCGGUGGCCGUGCGGGUCUGUCACCAGGAGAUCGUCAGGUUCGACCUGGAGAUCAAGGCGGCCGUGCAGGACAUCCGGGACUGCCCGGGGCCGCUCGGUGCCCUCACGGAGCUGAACGCAGCCGUGAAGGAAAAAUUCCGCCACCUCCGCGGCCGCAUCCAGGACCUCGAGCAGAUGGCGAAGGAGCAAGAUAAAGAGUCGGAGAAACAAGCCUUGCUGCGGGAAGUGGAAAACCAUAAGAAACAAAUGCUCAGCAAUCAGGCAGCUUGGAGAAAAGCAAAUCUAGCUUGCAAAAUUGCUAUUGACAACUCUGAGAAGGAUCAGCUGCUGCAGGGAAGAGACUCCUUAAGACAAAGGAAGACUACAAAGAAGACUCUGGCAGAGAGUGCAAGUAACAUCACGGAGAGUCUGAUGGGCAUUAGCAGGAUGAUGUCACAGCAAGUCCAGCAGAGUGAGGAAACCAUGCAGACCCUAGCCAAUUCUUCACGAACCAUCCUGGAGGCAAAUGAAGAAUUUAAGUCCAUGUCUGGGACAAUUCAGUUGGGGAGAAAGCUCAUAACAAAGUACAACCGCAGGGAACUGACGGACAAGCUGCUCAUCUUUCUUGCCCUUGCCUUGUUCCUCGCCACCGUGCUCUAUAUUUUGAAAAAAAGACUCUUUCCAUUUUUGUAAAAUUCCAAAGUUAGACUGAAGUAUUACAAAAGAUCAGAAAGAGAUGGCAUAAUUAUGGUAGGGCUUUUAAAUAAAAUAAUAAAGGGCUAUAGCAAUGGCUGACAGAGUGUUAGAGCAGGCGUGACAUUGUACUGUCCCCGUGGAGCAUGUGACCUGACUAAGAAGAGAAUGAGCAGAAGUCAGGAAGAAGCAGGUAGAUCUAGGUGUGGAAAGAAGAAACACCAGUCUGCCUGUAGGUUUGGGGAACAAGAUGAACACUUGAGGAACUAGGCACUCAAAGGUGCCAGUAUUAACUUUCAACCUCUCUUUAUUCUGCCUUGAAAUUAACUUCUGUCCUUGGCUUGGACUGGAAGUUGCUUUGACAUCAAUCUAAGGUGCUGAGAGAAGAGGAAGGAUGGAAGAAAGAAACUCACAUACAUUCCAUUAAUUAACUAUUUAUUGUAUCCAUGUAAGCUGUGUUUUGUUUAAAAACAAAGUCUAAUGGAUUGAAUGAGCCUGAAUAACUUCCAGUGUAAAAAUCCUACGUAAUACUUAAACCAGUUGUUGCUUAUGGAGUUUUUUUUCUGGGAGCAUAGCACACAUGCAGCCUGGCUCUGUUCCUCUGGCCUCAGGGGACUCUCACCAAAGCGAAAAUGGGAGAUGCAUUUGUUACUAAUAAUUGGUGCAAUAUAUUUGAGAAUUACAUUUCCAAUCUGUUGAAAUCAAAGCCGUUUUGUUCCUUUUCUUUAUAAAAUUCCACUUAAUACUUUAUAUUUGCAAAAUACUGUCAAGUUGUAUAUUUGAAAAUUUUUCUUUCUUAUACAGCUGAUCUUUUCUCAGUGCAGUAUUUUACAAUUACUACAUUGCUUUUCUCUUGUGCUUUAGUAAUGGGAAGUGAUUUGCUUUAGUAACAUAAAUACCAGCUUGCAACACUCCAUGUCGUACCUUGAAGUACUAAAAACUGCACUGUGAUGGUCUUAAAACUGACGUUGUCUUGUCUUCUGGAAAUUGUUUCAUUGCUUCUUCAGCGAUCUCUGGCAAAGUUUGCAUUCUGUUCAGGGAAUUCUCACACAAUGGUUAAAUACUGCCUUAGUUUAGCCGAUAGAAACAAACUUUUUCAAAAGGCAGUGCUACAUAAAUCCUCAGAAGUGCCAUGUCAAGGAAAAUCCAGUGUGUAAGUUUAUGUGGAAUCUGAGGCUGGGUUACCUUUGUAGUUAGUUUGCAAUAGUAUCUUUAGAGAGAAGAGGUGACCAGUUGAUUAUCUUGUAAUACUUAUUUACUAGACCUCUUCAGCAGUCCCAGUUUAUCCUUUUGCUGGCAGCUGCUACAAGUGGUGAAUCCAGAAGUGGCAGGAGGUUGUGGGAAUCCAGCCUGGAGUGCGGGACAGUUGAAGUGGUGAUUUUGUGGCCGAGUGCAUAAACAAGAAAAGCUGGCAUUUGGAAUCCAGUUCAAAAUCAAGGGCUCUGCCUGAAGAGUAUGAUCCCUGAGCCUUUCUUCUUGGGGUAGUAACAAGGCAUUUGGAAACCUCUGCAGUAGGGUUGGUACAUCCCGCAGAGGGCACCACUGCCUGGGAGUCGAGAGUGUUUUCUUGCCCUGGAAUUCCUGUCCUACACAGACAAGACAGAAUGGAUGUGGCUUUUCCCGAAUGGUUUCCUCAUCGUGUGUCAGUGCAGCCUUCCUAAGAGACAGAAUGACACAAAGAUUGAAAGAAACUGACAAUGUGUGUGUUCUGCUUUUGAAUAAGAGAGAAAUUACUCAGCUUGAAAAAGAUGUACGUUGCACGAAAUCAAGGCAUGUGUGCUUUUUAAUGAUAAGAAAAGCCUUGCUUUGGAAGAAGUCCGCUGCUGAGCAGACUGCUAACUGAGGAGAGCCUGUGUGAUCUGCAAGUUGGGGCCACAACGGAGCAAGUUUCAUCUGGGUCAGUGAUCCUGGCUGUUGCAUUUCACAUGAACCAUCUCUGGUGUCAGGCUCCUGCCCUCUCUGGAGCCUGCUUGUCCCUCUCCCCCCAGGCACAGAUGUCUACAAACAUACAAAGGGUGAUGAAAGUGUGUCCACCUUUCCCUUGUCUUGGAAAAUAUGGCUUGAAAUACAGAUAAUAUUUUAAGACAUGAAGUUUGUUUAGAUGGUGAACACAUUUCAAAUUAAUUGCUGUGCAGCAGUUCCUGUUUUCCACAUCAGUGCAGUGCCAUUUUGUGCAACUUCAGAGCAGUCAAUAAAAUUAUUUUUAUGGACUAUUUCUGCUUCUAGGCCAGCUGUAGCACUGCAGCUUUCUUUUUUUCAGCCAGCUUGAAAAUAGUCUUGUCUUUCUGAAACACAGUACCUGCAGGUGGUCAAACACCAGCUGCUUCACUGUUUCCUCCCUCAUGUGGAUGCAAUAUAAAAACAGGGUGUUGCUUAUCUCUGAGAUACUGGGAUGCUAAGCAGAGGAGAGGGUGAUGCAGCAUGACUGUCUACAGGAAGUUUCACUGGGUUUAUCUUUGCAACAUACUCCUGUCAGAACCUAGAUCAACCUUAAAAAAGCAGCUUCUCUCGGUGCUGAGAAUUUCAGUGAAGUCUGUUUUAAAGGAGUGGUCUUUUUGGAUGGGUGUUGUAAUGUAGCAGUUUUGGGGGGAAAUAAAAGGUCUAUUGCUGAA
Apus apus (common swift) is the source of this 3322-nucleotide messenger RNA. RefSeq names its product BCL2 interacting protein 1 (gene BNIP1). NCBI's taxonomy places the organism in Eukaryota, Metazoa, Chordata, Aves, Apodiformes, Apodidae. The record is from RefSeq and is a predicted model, not a curated record. The transcript is spliced from 6 exons. Gene Ontology annotation, cellular component: endoplasmic reticulum; SNARE complex. Bases 24 to 710 code for a protein of 228 amino acids. Gene Ontology annotation, biological process: retrograde vesicle-mediated transport, Golgi to endoplasmic reticulum. Gene Ontology annotation, molecular function: SNAP receptor activity.